Messenger RNA from Anguilla anguilla (European eel), 1846 nucleotides. Its product is annotated as olfactory receptor 51F2-like. NCBI's taxonomy places the organism in Eukaryota, Metazoa, Chordata, Actinopteri, Anguilliformes, Anguillidae. The transcript is spliced from 2 exons. Gene Ontology annotation, molecular function: G protein-coupled receptor activity; olfactory receptor activity. Gene Ontology annotation, cellular component: membrane. Bases 95 to 1066 code for a protein of 323 amino acids. Gene Ontology annotation, biological process: G protein-coupled receptor signaling pathway. The record is from RefSeq and is a predicted model, not a curated record.
AACAUUUGUAGUCUGGGCAGUUAGUCUACAAUUAUUGGUCCUAAAGGGCUGUUCUGUGAAAAGUGAGAGACAGUGAAGAGUAAACAAACCUGCAAUGAGCUCCUUAAACUCAACCUUUUUAAACACCACUAUUGUGCGUCCUGAGUUCUUUUUCAUAAGUGGUUUAUCCGGUAUUACCCACACAAAAUACUUCUACAUGUUCUUGUGCUUCGUUUAUACUCUGUCUGUACUGGGAAACAGUUUUAUCAUGUUUGUGAUUUACGCUGACCACUGUCUUCACAGUCCGAAAUACAUUGCAGUGUUUAAUUUGGCUGUGUCUGACUUGUGUGUAAGCACAGCCCUCGUUCCUCCAUUGAUUGACACCUUCCUGUUUAAAUCACAGUUAAUCUCCUUUGAGGCCUGCUUGACUAAUAUGUUUUUUGUUUUUUGGUUUCUCUUCAUGCAGUCUUUCACUCUUACUGUUAUGUCCUAUGAUAGAUGUGUUGCUAUAUGCUUUCCACUGAGAUACAAUGAGAUUGUGACAAAUAAAUCAAUGUUGGUGAUCACAACCAUAUUUUGGAUUAUUGCAGGACUGGCCGUUCUCACACUAGUACUAUUUGUUAACACACUGUCAUUCUGCAAAUCCACUGUGAUUAACAGCUUUUUCUGUGAUCACGGACCCACGUUUCGAUUGGCAUGCAAUGACAACACUCCAAGUUAUGUGAUGAGUGGGUCUCAUCCUAUUCUGAUUUUCUGGCUUCCAUUACUUUUCAUAACAGGGACAUACAUUUGCAUAGCCCGAGCGUUAUUGAAAAUUGCAACAGCUUCAGAGCGACUUAAAGCCAUGAAAACCUGCACCUCUCAUUUGAUCUUGGUGGGUGUGUAUUAUUUUCCUAUAUGUAUCAUCUAUGGAGCAAUCGGUUCCUUCGUUCAUCAAAACGUCAGGAUUAUCAACACAUCUUUGGCGAUGCUCUUGCCACCGAUGUUAAAUCCAAUCAUUUAUUCACUGAAGACAGAAGAAUUCACAGAAUCCAUUAAAAAGCAGUACAGAAGAAAGAAGAUACACAUCACUGUAUGGAAUAAAUGAAUAAAUGUUUUAUUCACAAAUAGCUGACUAGUAAACUUAAACAUAUUCAUUUUACUUCCAAAGUUUCCAAUUAACUGUGAACUGUAAGAGCAAUUGUAAAAUUAAGUCCAAUGAAGGAGAAUACUGUGAUAGAGUUGAAUUUACACACUAGCCAUUUUACUGUGUGUCUGUCGUUGCUGCAGACUGGAAACAUGUCAAGUUUCAAACGUAGGCGAGAUGUAUUUAUGAAUGAAAACAUAGGAACUCGUCCUUACUCUUACUACAUGAACCCCACCACCACCCCUACCUGAGGGACACUGAAUUUGAUUACAAACUGAAAAAAAUGCUUUUAUGAUUAAUAGAAUGUUCCUCAUCAUCAUUAUGAAUUACUGUAUGCAAUGAAUCCCUAAUGCGAUAAUAAAAAUAAAAAAACUACAAAAUGUGAGGCUAAAAUAUUUUGUUGAUUUUGUUUGUUAAUAAUUUUUUGCGCUCUGUGUUGAAGUCCAAGUUUACCUGCAUGUUUGAUUUGCAUAAGCUUGGGUAAAUUAAAGACAAAAUCGAAAAGCUUCAAUUGGGGAAAAUACAUCUUCAGCUAUCAUGCUUUUACUCAAACUUCACAAAGCUGUGUUUUGUAAAGACAAGCUCAGGCACAUGAGCUGGUGGCAGUCUAGAGCAAUAGGGAGAUAAAACAUCUAUCAAUGCUGAAAAGUUGCAUGGAGGAAAAUCUCCUUGGGGGCAGGUAAUAUAUGAGCCAGUGCUGUAUUUCAAAACCAUAUAUUGCAAAACUAUUUUCUUGAAAUA